Molecule: messenger RNA, 1263 nt
Organism: Cercocebus atys (sooty mangabey)
Lineage: Eukaryota; Metazoa; Chordata; Mammalia; Primates; Cercopithecidae
Gene: PHOSPHO2
Product: phosphatase, orphan 2
Exons: 4
Coding region: 527-1252 (241 amino acids)
Molecular function (GO): phosphatase activity
Source: RefSeq, a predicted model, not a curated record
GGAAGGCGCUGCAGUUGGCGGUCGGGCUAGACAAGAGAGGCGCCUGCGCCUGCGCCCGCGCCUGCGAGCUGGGCUUGUGAGUGGGGCUGCCCAGCUGGCAGGCGUGGGGCGAGGCCAAAGGACUGAACCCGCAGGAGCGUCACAGGCGCCGGGGCGGCUGCCGACGGCGGGCCUGGGUCAGUGAGAAGCCCGUGGACCCCCGCCCUGCCUGCUACUCCCAUCCUCCCCUGCUGCGCGCUCCACGGGGAACGACCUCCGAUUGGGUCCAAUGCCUACCCUCGGGGUGGAGCCGGCAGGUUUUCUAUCAGAUGUUCCACGUAAUAAUGCUGGAGUUAAGAAGUUUCCAUUAUUUUGCUCCAAACCAGAAGACUCUGUUGCCUGUAUAUAGAAUAGGAGUAAUGUUUGAAAACAACUGGCUGGUGUUUAAGACUGAAGAUUGUCGUGAUUGUUUAUCCUAAUCCCAAUGCUGAAGUAAGAUUGUCUUGGAAAUACUAAGUUGGGAUAAUCCAAAUCUACUUCUGGAACCAUGAAAAUUUUGCUAGUUUUUGACUUUGACAAUACGAUCAUAGAUGACAAUAGUGACACUUGGAUUGUACAAUGUGCUCCCAACAAAAAACUUCCUAUUGAACUACGUGAUUCUUAUCAAAAAGGAUUUUGGACAGAAUUUAUGGGCAGAGUCUUUAAGUAUUUGGGAGAUAAAGGUGUAAGAGAACAUGAAAUGAAAAGAGCAGUGACAUCAUUGCCUUUCACUCCAGGGAUGGUGGAACUCUUCAACUUUAUAAGAAAGAAUAAGGAUAAAUUUGACUGCAUUAUUAUUUCAGAUUCAAAUUCGGUCUUCAUAGAUUGGGUUUUAAAAGCUGCCAGUUUUCAUGAUGUAUUUGAUAAAGUGUUUACAAAUCCAGCAGCUUUUAAUAGCAGUGGUCAUCUCACUGUGGAAAAUUAUCAUACUCAUUCUUGCAAUAGAUGCCCAAAGAAUCUUUGCAAAAAGGUAGUUUUGAUAGAAUUUGUAGAUAAACAGUUACAACAGGGAGUGAAUUAUACACAAAUUGUUUAUAUUGGUGAUGGUGGAAAUGAUGUCUGUCCAGUCACCUUUUUAAAGAACGAUGAUGUUGCCAUGCCACGGAAAGGAUAUACCUUACAGAAAACUCUUUCCAGAAUGUCUCAAAAUCUUGAGCCUAUGGAAUAUUCUGUUGUAGUUUGGUCCUCAGGUGUUGAUAUAAUUUCUCAUUUACAAUUUCUAAUAAAGGAUUAAUAUGCCAGCAA